Molecule: messenger RNA, 3577 nt
Organism: Eurytemora carolleeae
Lineage: Eukaryota; Metazoa; Arthropoda; Copepoda; Calanoida; Temoridae
Product: proto-oncogene c-Rel
Exons: 12
Coding region: 124-2607 (827 amino acids)
Biological process (GO): cellular response to stress; innate immune response; regulation of DNA-templated transcription
Cellular component (GO): cytoplasm
Molecular function (GO): DNA-binding transcription factor activity; DNA binding
Source: RefSeq, a predicted model, not a curated record
GCAAAAUGAAAAGGUAGUGCAUGGAAGAAGAAUUAAAGAAAGACAUAGUUGAACUGCACAUGAAAAUAGUGAAGAAGAGAAGUGCGAACUAGUGAGUCAAUGUUGAGGAUUAAUCUGUAGAAGAUGGAGACGAUCAAACUCAAAAAAUCUGCUUAUGUUGAGGUGGUUGAGCAACCAGCAGGGAAAGGAUUAAGGUUCAGAUAUGAAUGUGAGGGGAGAAGUGCCGGAAGCAUUCCAGGUACAGUACAGUACAGUACAGUACAGUACAGUACAGUUGUUGGUUAUAAAGGAAGAGCUGUAGUUGUCGUAUCUUGUGUUUCUGCAGAAGUUCCCUACAGGCCCCAUCCCCACAACCUGGUUGGAAAGGAAGGAUGUAAGAAAGGAGUUUGCACAUUGGAAUUAGGUGCGGAUAUGACCUGUAGUUUCCCCUCCCUAGGGAUCCAAUGCGUGAAGAAAAAAGAUAUUGAAGAGUCUCUAAACCUUCGUCAACAGAUUCGAGUAGAUCCAUUUCAAACCGGAUUUACUCAUAAAACCAACCCAGCAGCUGUGGAUUUAAACUGUGUUCGACUUGCUUUUCAGGUCUUUCUGGAAGGAAAUGAUGCUGGAGCCUUUACCUUUGCACUCAAACCUGUAGUGUCAGAUCCUAUUUAUGAUAAAAAGUCUAAGUGUGAUCUGACGAUUUGUCGGUUAACAGAGACCUCAGCAUCAGUAGCAGGAGGGAAGGAAAUCUUGCUCUUCUGUGAUAAGGUUACUAAGGAUGAUAUACAAGUAAGGUUCUAUGAGGAGAGCAGCAAUGAUUCUUUUACCUGGGAGGGUUUUGGAGAUUUUCAGCCUGCGGAUGUUCACAAACAAUAUGGGAUAUGCUUCAAAACUCCUAAAUAUCAUAAUAUUGAGAUUGAGACACCAGUUAAAGUAUUGCUGCAGCUUCGAAGACCUUCCGAUGGGGCUGUGUCUGAGCCCAGAUCUUUUGAAUUUCUUCCUCUUGACGCUGGUCGAUCAUAUUGGUCUGCUAAAAGAUUGAAAACCAACUAUACUGUUUUUAACCAAAUACUUAACGUUGACCAGGCAAUUCAAGCAGAAGAGCUGAGGCAUAAGUCUCCUACUCAAAGAGUAGAGUUUCCUGUUAGUCCUGGAUUAGCACAUUUGGGGCUAAACCUUCAAUACCCUGGGAUUUCAGAAACUAGUCCUAGACCAUUUGACGCUGAUGAUAUCAAAGUUGAACCAAUUACAGCAGGUUACAGGCAGCAUCUGAAUCCUGUGGCAAUGCCAGGAUCUGGAAGCCACCGGUUGUCCCAGCCAGGUUUGAUGUCAGUAUCUUCUUCUUUAAAUUCACCAUCCUCCUCAUUAGUAUCUCCAACAACAACAUCAAAUAGAGAUUCCGCCCCAGAAGUGCCGGUCCGUUCUCCAUUAAAGUCUCAUUUAUUACACCAGCCGCAGAUACCAAGUAUACCAAGUCGACAACCAAGGCCAAUGUCAGAUUUGUCGCUUUUAUCAGACUUUACUCAAUGUGACAAUGCUUCCAUAGUGACCAGGCAGUCUGUAAAUGAAAUUCUAAGCCUUGCCGAAGGAUCUAUUGCAUCUGGAGAUAAUAUAAACUUGGACAAUAUGAGUAUUGACUUUUAUUUCCAGGAGCAGGGACUUAUCAAGCUGGAGGAACCAUCUCCCGUGAAGGUAGCACCAGCUCUGAGAAAAAUAUCUGUUGACUAUAUGGGCUCCAUGAGUUCUGUUGCAACAGUCAGGGAAAACAAGGCACAGUCAGUACAGCCUAUUGAAGAGCCUAGCUCUAGUAACAUAGUAGAGGAUAUUGAUAUGAACCAGAUCUAUGAUGAUGUUAUGCAAUGUGUUUACGAUGAUGUCGACGUCAAGUAUGAUGAUCUACCAAUGAUGGAUGUCAAUGGCCCGCCUGUACCCCCAGUUCGGAAGAGAGGCUUGAGUGUGGAUAGAGGAGUUCAAAGUAUAGAUAAACCACUUCCAACUGCCCCCAAACCUCCAUCAAUUAUAACCAUUCUUAGUGAAAAGAAGAAUGAACUGCUGAAGGAAAGGGAAAAGGAACAAGAAAGAAAAAGGCAAAUUGAAGAACAAAAAAGAAAAGAAAAAGAAAUUCUUGAUGAACAAAAACGGAGGGAAAAAGAGGAAAAAGAGCUAAAAAGAAAUGAGGAACGGGAAAGAAAACGCAUUGAAGAGGAAGAACGAAAACAGAAAAAGAAGAAAGAGGAAGAAGAAAAAAGAUUAAAAAGUCCAGAGUCAGAAUCAGAAAAACUUAAUCAAUCCCUUUUUCAGCGACUUUUCCAAAGAACUCAGUCAAAAUUGGAGGAUGAGGAAAAAUCCAAUGAUCUUGAUUUACCGCCUCCAGUCCCAGCUCAUGCCUCCAAUUCAAACCUAGAACCCUCUGAAUCCUCCGAAAGCCAGGAACCCUCGGAACGAAAGCAAGAAAACGGUGUUCCAUCCCCACUCAUUUUUGAUUCUGAUCUUUCAGACAUUGAAAACUUUAUUUCUCAGGCUGGAGACCUGCAGCGGCUUGACUCUAUGGUAAAUGAGUUUACAAACCAAUUUCCAACCGAGAACAACAGCAGUGAAGAUAUAAAGCUGGUUGUUCCAUCAUUUUAAUUCUAAAUUCGGAUAUUUUGAUUGAAUGAUUUUAAUUCAAUCUAUGGUAAACGAUAGUUCAUUUUACGCACAGACCGGAUGGAUUUUGUCUGCGCUUUUCCGUAUUCAUAUAGACUAUAUCAGUGCAAUUUGAAACUAUUUAAAACGUUAUUUUCUCCACACUCGUGGCAAAAGCAUUUUUAAAUUUUACCAUAGUUUUUUUAAAAGAAAUUUGCAAAACCUUUCUAUAAUAACGCCAGAGAUAUCUUAUUUUAAGAAAAUAGAAUGCUAUAUAUAUAUAUAUUUAUUAAACAGCUCAACUUGAACAUGCUUUUUUUCUCCAUUUACAUAUUUCAAAAUUUAUCUCUUCAAUUUAACAGAAAGGAAAACCAGGGUUAAAUUCUCAGCUAGAAACAAGCACAGGGCUCCUAGGGGAAGCCAAUUUUCUUUCAAAAAUGCCCAAUUCAACGCAGAAUUCUGCAUUUUUCGCGAAAAUUGAUUUUGCACAAGUAAGUAUAAUUAACGAUGCGCUAUUCCGCAUAAAACAAGAGUUUUUGGCCGAGGGGGGGGGGGGGUGUUGAAGAUUAAAAAAAGUGGAGAUAAAGUCAAAAAAUUCAUUUUAUUUAAAAUAUAUUUUUAUAGAAUUUACCUGAUCCUAACUAUAACCGUCCAUUUUGUCAAAUUGUUGCACAAUCACGUAUUUGAAAAUGGAAAAAUCUUCGUGCUUAAACAGUUUAAAAGCAAAUUACUAAAAAUAUACUAUUUUUAUUCUACAUUUUGUUAUUAAAUAAGCUAAAAUAAAAUCACAUGAAUUCAUUUUUUUCAGAUUUGCUUUUAUUUUGCAGCAUAACACAUCUUUAAAAUAUAAUUUGUAUAAAAAUAGUUUAACUCUUAAUUAAUGUAAAAAAGAAAACAUUUUUUAACUAUUAGCCUAUUUUUAUUGCGUGAAUGUACAUUAUAUUGCUAACUAUUAAUGCAGUAUUCAAUAUUU